GCCAUCGUCAAAAACAUGGCGGACGAAGAAAACACAAACAUGGAGAAGAAUCAACGUUUCUCUGAGCCGGUGAAGCCGCCGGUUGGCACGACGGAGUACUGCGGGCAGCUGCAGCGCUGGAUGUGGCAGCACUACGCGGGCUACGCCGGCUACCAGAGCUGGCUGGCGGCGGCAGCCUGGUCCUGUCCGUGUUACGUACCGACACACAGCAGCGGGACGGCCACGCCGGACGUCAACACGCAGCCCUGGUACACCGGGCCCGUCGCUCUCCCGGUGUCUCCGUAUCCUCCUCCCGUCUCCUCCCGGGCCGCUGGACCAGUGGUGCAGCAGGACGGACCCGCACAGAGACCAGGCCGAGAGUACAGCAUUCCUUCACCUCUCCAAAGACUCCUGGCUGAGGUGGUGGAUUUCUUUAUACUGUUUUUCAUCAAAGCAACCAUAAUCAUCAGUAUUAUGCAUCUGAGUGGAAUCAAGGAUGUUUCCAAGUUCGCCAUGCAUUUCAUAGUGGAGGAAAUAGAUGAGGACACGUCAAUGGAGGAGCUACAGAAAAUGAUGCUUGUUGCGCUUGUGUACCGGAUAUUAGUGUGUUUUUAUGAGAUCGUGUGCAUUUGGGGAGCAGGAGGAGCCACUCCAGGGAAGUUUCUCGUUGGACUCAGAGUUGUUACAUGUGACUCAUCAGUUCUGGUUCAACCUAACAGAGUGCUUGUUGUACCAGCAACUAAUGUCUCUCUGUCUGCAUCAACCGUCCGGGCCUUGAACAAGAACUUUUCAAUUGCCUUCUUUUUCCCGGCCUUCGUCACCCUUCUGUUCUUCCAGCACAACAGGACUGUGUAUGAUAUGGUAGCUGGUACAAUUGUUGUCAAGCGCUCCAGGAUCAGAUGACGCAGAAGAACCCAGAUGAGAGUACUACUACAGAAAUACUGAGCAAACACUGAGUGUGUGUGUGUGUUUCUUUUUUAAUGCCUGCAGAACUCAGACGUCAGCCUUUCGAGGUAUUGUCAGAACACGGAGGAGUGUUAAGAUGGUUGCAGACAGUUUGAUACACAUCAGUAUGAACUAUUUCAGGCCCCUGCAACUUUGGUUGGGUUUGUUUCGGACACAUACUGUUUUUCUGCAUGUAUUAUUACAUGCUGCUUUCAGAAACUUUCUGUGCCAAAUGGAUGCCUCCUUUGAAGACAGUAAUGAUGACGGUGUAUGGCACCAUUACAUUAACACAACAUUGGCCUCUUUUUAAAUACUAAACUUCCACAUUAAGGAUACUUUCCUGUAUCACUCAGUAUUAAAAUUGAGGAUAAUGUAUUUAUGAGAUAAUACCUUCAGUAUCUCUUUGUAUUAAAAUGUUGUGUUAAGAAUUGUAUAAUCAGACUUUUCAAUUUUAAGUUGUUGACUGUCAUCACUGCAGAAAUGAUGCCUCAUGAUAAUCUUUUUCAGAUGCUGAAAUGCAAAUGUAUCAGAGGGUAAUGUAAACCUGAUCACAACGGAUCUUCCUUUUACUCGGAAAGCAUGUGUAUGACUUAAAAGUUAAUAUAUUAUACACAUUUUGUGAUUAACUUUUUUUUGUAUUUAAGAAGAUUAAAUGAAACCACCACUAUUUCGCUG
This is a messenger RNA of Anoplopoma fimbria (sablefish), 1599 nucleotides long. RefSeq names its product protein FAM8A1-like. The transcript has 5 exons. The coding region runs from base 16 to 882 and encodes 288 amino acids. The record is from RefSeq and is a predicted model, not a curated record. Lineage: Eukaryota; Metazoa; Chordata; Actinopteri; Perciformes; Anoplopomatidae.